CCACUCGCCAUAUGUAAAAAUUCUUAAAACACGCGAUCCUUUUCUUUUGACCAUUUACUAAAAUAACCUUCUUCAAUAAUAAACAAUUUUUUUUCACGCUUCAAAACAACAAUGAAAAAGUAUAAAAAGGUGCCAGCAUAUCAUUUCCUUUUUUAAUUUUAUAAACUAACUAUGGUUUAUUUAUCUAUCGAAAAAAGGUCUAGGAUUUGUGCUCUUCUUGAAGAAGGUUAUCCUUCCCGGUAUGUAGCGGAUAAAGAAAAAAUUUCACAAUCAACUGUUAUAAGAAUCAAGAAGCGUAAAGAUGCUACUAGAACCUUUAAAGAUAAACCUAAAUCUGGACGUCCAAGACUCUUAACAGGCCAAAAUGAGCGAAAAGUUUUGCGGUAUAUUACAACAGGGGUGUGUACUAAUGCAGUAGCUAUUAAAAAAAAAUUAAAAAUUGAAGAGCAGAUAGGAGUCAGUGAAAGUACAGUGAAAAGGACCUUACAUCGAAAUGGAUUAGGUGCAAGAGUCAAACGCUGUCACCCACGUCUGCCACCCGUGGAUAAACACAUCUUUCUCAUUACAACUUUAUUUCUCGUUAUUCUGCUUGGUUUAGAUUUUAUUUUUCUCUUAACUUCUCGCUUUCUUUCUCAUAUAUUCGUAAUAUUUAUUCUUUCAAAUACUACCACUCAUUCAUAAUAUUCCCAAAAUAUUAUUCUUUAUGUAAUAUUUAUUCUUUCAAAUAUUACCACUUUA
Molecule: messenger RNA, 738 nt
Organism: Rhizophagus irregularis DAOM 181602=DAOM 197198
Lineage: Eukaryota; Fungi; Glomeromycota; Glomeromycetes; Glomerales; Glomeraceae
Source: RefSeq, a predicted model, not a curated record